Lutzomyia longipalpis is the source of this 2336-nucleotide messenger RNA. It is a transcript of the gene Sec10, whose product is annotated as exocyst complex component 5. The record is from RefSeq and is a predicted model, not a curated record. The coding region runs from base 93 to 2231 and encodes 712 amino acids. Gene Ontology annotation, biological process: exocytosis; Golgi to plasma membrane transport. Lineage: Eukaryota; Metazoa; Arthropoda; Insecta; Diptera; Psychodidae. Gene Ontology annotation, cellular component: cytoplasm; exocyst. The transcript is spliced from 6 exons.
AUUCUGAUUCUCAUUGUUUUUUGCUUCGUAGCAAAGCAAAAUAUUUUGAUUUUUUGAAUGGUGUGUUUUUGUGCAAAUAAAAAGAAGUGAAAAUGAUGUCUCAUAUGGAAGAAUUGGAGCAGGAGCCCUUUGAUGUGGCGGAGUUUAUUGAACGGCUCACCUGGAGGACAAGUAAUGAGCUGGGACCGGAUGAAUUUGAUCCUGAUCUCCUGCAUGAGACCUUUGUGCAAACAAUUAAGGAUUUAACAAUCCUCCAGGAGAGGCAGCAGAGAAAAUGCGAAAAGCUCGAAGAAGCCCUGAAGGAGGAGCAGAAGUUUCAUGGGAGCAAUGUGGAUAAAUUGCAGGAGAAGCAUCAGACGUCUGUUGAUUGGUUCCAUCAGUUGGAUGAGAAGAUAAAUUCCGUUGCGGGGAAGAUAAUACACCUGGGAGAGCAGCUGGAGAAUGUCAAUACGCCCCGAAGUAGAACAGUUGAGGCACAGAGGCUGCUCAACCACAUGAGUGAAUUCCUCAUUCCCGGAAGGAUAAUAAAUGACAUCUUUAGUGACAAAACCAAACUAUUUGAGGCUGCAGACAUCAUUCAGAAGCUCUAUACGAUUUCCCAAGACUUGCCAACGGAUAAAUUUGGGGAGGCAAAGAAGAAAAUUGAGGGGAAGUACGAUGAAAUUGAGAGGGCACUCAUUGAGGAGUUUGCUAAUGCCCAAAAGAUGGAGGAUAUUGAGAAGAUGAAGCACAUUGCAUCGAUCCUGUCGCAAUUCAAGGGUUACUCACAGUGUGUGGAUGCAUACAUUGAGCAGAGUCAGGCUUCCACGUAUGGGGGGAAGGAUAUUUUUGGCGGAAUCCUCCCCAUGUGUCGGCAUCACUAUGCAAUAAUAAAGAAAGUCUUUGCCAGCCCUGAUCAGGUGAUGUCCAAGUUCAUCCUCAACAUUUAUCAGCUGAAGAUUAAUCAGUACGCGCAGACAAAGCUCGAGGAUCGCCGGGAUGAGGAUAAAUACCUCAAAACACUGUACGACAUGUACUCACGUACAAUGAAGCUCUCGAAUGAUUUGUCGGAAUUCACCAUGGAGAGUGAUGAUGAUCUCCUGGCUAAGCUUACAAUGAACAUCUUUGCGAAGCAUCUGGCCACAUACAUUGACACCGAAGCGAGAGUUUUGGAUGGAAAGUGCUCAACGGAGCUGCGAGAGUUUUAUCGUGGGAAGAAGCAUCAGAAGAAGCAAACUGAGCGAUUCCAGGAGCUAAAGCGGGAUGUUCAGGCGCUCAUUGGCACCAGGGCGAAUAUAAAUAUUGCCCAGAUUGAGGAUUAUGGCGGGGAGACAUUUCUUUCGGAGGAAUUGGCCAUUAAUCUUCUUCAAGAGUCCAAAAUGGCCUUCAAGAGGUGCCGCCUGUUAUCAAAGAAAACUGAACUGCCAUCGAAUGCAAUUCGUCUGGCGGAUAUUCUUCUGCGCUACCUAAUGCACGAACAUGUUGAUUAUGCCCUUGAGCUUGGCCUCCAUGCCAUUCCACUUGCCGAGAGCAAGACUCAUCCACAAAUUUACUUCUUCGAUUGUGUCCAAAAGAGCAACACUGUUGUGCAUCUCUUGGAGAAAACAUACAGCGCAAGUAUUCUUCCGUGUGUUUUAUCAACGCCGCGAUAUAUUGAUUGCAUUGAAAAGAAGCGGAUUAUGCUGGAUCAGAUUGAAAGUAAACUUGAUUCGGGCUUGGACAGAUCAAUCAAUGCCUUGGUUGGAUGGGUGAAGGUUUACCUGCAGAAUGAGCAGCGAAAGUCAGACUUUAAACCCGAUACGGAUAUUGAUACAGUUGCAUCGCCAGCAUGCUUGCAUGUUGUGCAGCAACUAAUGCCGGCAAUUCAGCAGAUUCAGUGCUGCAUUGAUGGGGAGAAUCUCACGUCAAUCAUGACGGAGAUGGGUGUGAGGCUGCAUCGAGUGAUCUUUGAUCAUCUUCAGCAAUUUCAGUUCAACACUGCAGGUGCAAUGUGUGCAAUUUGCGAUGUAAAUGAGUACAGAAAGUGCGUGAGGGAGCUCAAGAGCCCACUUGUGACACAACUCUUUGAUGUUCUACAUGCUCUGUGCAAUCUUUUGCUUGUAAAGCACGAAAAUCUCCAAGAAGUUUGUGGAGGAGAAACUCUGAACUCUCUGGAUAAAUCAGUCGUGAUGAAUUUCAUCCAGUUGCGAAGUGACUACAAGACCAUAAAAAUAUCCAACUCUCUCAAAGGAAUAAAUGAUCAUAGAAUUUAAAUUGUAAAAAAAUCUCAUCCCGGUAAGUUAUUCCAUUUUGUUUAACUAGAACUGUAAAAGAAAGAUGUUUAAUUUUUCAUAAAAUAUAAUUCACUUUAUUGAGAA